UAUACUUCUCUUCCCUACAUACUGAUGUGCUGUGCUACAGAUCAUGGUGUUAUAAACCUUUUUAGUAUUUGGUAUAUUUUCCUGGAUCUGUAUCUACAUUUGGUAAACUUGGAGAGAGGGGAAAUCAUGUCAUGGACGUCAGCAACCUUGACAGAGCAGAUGACACAGAUGAGCUGCUCUGUACCGAGGUGAUGAGUGAUUUUGGGGUCUGUCCACCUCCUGUCCCUCGAGACCACUGCGAUUUGCUUAUGGACGCCAUUGAUGCUCAGCUCAGUCGCCUACAGACCGGCAGUCCCAGCCAAGCAAACAAAGGAAGCGGAGGAAAGACAGAAGAUGUUCUUGGUUCAGCAUCGCUCGACAGAAGUGCGUCUGUGAGUAAAGACACCGGUCUCGGCACUGAUAAAGCCAGCUCCGCUCCUGAUGGGUCGAAUACAGACCACGCAGAUCUGACCGCAGCGGAGCUCAGAAGGAGCGGAACGGAGAUCGUCGGACUGCGGGAGGAUGAGAGCAAGGAGCAUGUGGUACUGGGUGCUGAUGGCUCCUGGCACACAGGGGGAGGUGGGGCAGUGAGGAGCUCCAAAAGAGAACAGUGCCUGUGGAGGUUGGAGCGACUGCUGGGAACUGACACUGGGCAGAUAACAAGUGAUGAGGAGGGUGAUGAAGAAGACAGCGUGUGCACUGAGGAUUUCAGCGCAAGGUUCCUGGACGGAAUGCUGGACCCUACGAGGCUGAGCGUCGCCGGAUCCCGUAACCAGAUCACACCUCCAGACUUCAGCGCUCCAGAUUCCGAAAGUAUCAGCAGCGACACCACACUCCUCACCGAGCCUCAGGUCACGAGCGGACAGAACACGGGCCUGGACCCAAGUGUUACUGCUUUCAAAUCUCCCAGCAGACAACUAGCAGGUGUUCAAUUGAAAAGUUUCGACUUUGUCGCUAUAGACAGCGAUUUGGAGUCUGUGUGUACUGAGAGAGUUCGACUCCACCUCCAGAGCAGGCUCUCCAACAGCAUAGCACAGGAAACAAGCUUACAGACUGGAUCGUGUGCAAGAAGAACCGACGUAAAAACCACACGAAGACCCGAGAAACAAAUAGUCAGCUCUGAAGACGAGGUGAACGGUGUGUGUGUAAGGAGCUACCGAUCUCUAAGGUCUCCAGCCAGCAUCCAGCGAAGAGAGAAAUGGAACCAAAGAAGGAGGACUAUCACCAACACCAUCACCAACACCAUCACCAACACCAUCACCAACACCAACACCCCCACCAGCAGCUCUACAGCCUCAACAGCUUGCAAAGAGAAAGCUGGUGACAAGAGCCAAUCAGAAUUCAGCUAUGUGGAAUUAUCUCUUGCUGAUCAGCAGCAGCAAAAUGUGGCAGUUGUACAGGGAGUGGAGAGGUUGAGAGAGGAGGUCGAGCAGGCUGAGAAAGAGCAACACACACUGAAUCUUAGUCUGACUCACACCAGGACACACAUUCAGCUCCUCAGGAGUGAGCUGCACAAACUCCAAGCUCAAAGAGAUUUGUAUAUUCAGGAGGUCAAGGCUCUGCAGGAGAGCCAGGCUGCCCUGCAGAAACACAUUACCACAGUAGACCAUGACAGCAGCCCUCACAGGCAUCUGACCGGCGGCUGUACGUCCGUGCUGGAGAUGGAGGAGAUGGAUCGGCUUUUGGAUAACGCCAAAUCCGAGCUGUUCUCCGAGCAACGGCGCUUCAGACACAUGCUGGACUCCAUGCAAGAGAGAUUAGAGGAAGUGACCCAGGAGCUGGAGCAGAAGCAGGUGGAGAACAGUAAGCUCAGAGCUCAAUGCUCCCAGCUGGAGGAAAAGCUGACCACAGCAACCAAAUCUAGACAGGAGCUACAGGAAUCUGUAUGGAGCGAACGAGUGGAGCAGGAAGGUCGGCUUGGGGCUCUCGAGAAGAUCAUCGCACAGAAGGAGAUGCUUCUUCUGACCGCGCAGGAGGAGAAGAACCGACUCGAGAUGGAGAUCAAGGCUGUCAGAGAGGAGAAUCGUGCUAAGCUAACAGCAGCGCUGGCACACGCUCAGAAACAAAAGGAAGUGGAAGUGGAGCAGCUCAGGACUCAGAUGACUCUGGACCACGUGGAAGAGUUACAGCGGGUCCGUAAUCAGGUGCAUGAGAUAAAAGAAGCUGCUCUAAGAGAGCAAGCCGUCACACACACACGGCACACUGAGUCCUUACACAACCGCAUCCAGAUGAAAGAAGAAGAAGUGAACAGAAUACAGGAGUGUUUAAAGCAACAGCAAGAGGAGCUCAGGAGAAGAGAAGAGGAGCUGAGAGGAGAAAGUCAAGAGCAGGUGAAGAAGGCAGUGGAGCGAGAGCAGAGGAAGUGGGAGGAGCAGAGGGCGGAGUCUCUCCGAGAGCAGAAGGUCAGACUAGAGAAGCAGAUUCAGGAGGUGGAGAGGAGAGGCAGAGCUGAUGUGGAGAGAGAGAAAAGGAAUGCACUGGCUCUGCAGAAUAAAGUGCUGGAGCUGCAGAAGAGUGAAGAGGAGUUGAAUAGUGCAGCGUCUAAGCAUACAGCCAUGAUCAGAGCCCUGAGAGAUGAGCACCAGACAGAGUUAUAUAAAUUGCGCAGACAGCUGCAGCAGGAGGCUGAGAGUGAAGCCGUACAUCUGAAAGAGUUUGUGAAGAGGAGCGAGCAGGAGCUGCAGGCCGUGAGGGGGCAGCUGGCAGAGUGCCAGCGUCUCCAGCAGGGGGCAGAGGCGAGAAACGAACAGAAGACUGCAGGCUGGGCUCAAGAUAUACGCAACGAGUGUGUGUGUCUGCAGGAGCUGCUUACUCAUAACGGCUUCACUGUGGACAACACACAUCUCUCACACAGUGUUACAGUAAGCGAGGCGCUGCAGGUGAUGCAGUCUCUCAGGAAGUCACUUCAACACCUCAUCACCAGCCUGCAGAAUCGCAUCACCUCACUGACACACACCAAACAACAGCUCAGUAGUGAAAAAGAGGAGGAGCUGCGUGUACAAAGAGAGCAGCUAACAGCUGAGAAAGAGAGAGCUGUAAAUUCUUUGAGGGAAAAACUUAUCCAGGAGCACAUUGAGGAGCUGAGCAGUCUGAACAGGGUGCGUCUGCGCGAGGAUGAUGACGGUGACUGCAUGGCUGCGCGUCUGCGCAGGCAGCUACGGGCUAAAGACGAAGAGCUGCGUCAGGUUCAGAGGAACAUGGUGCAGUGGAAGGAGAAAACCACGGCACGGCUCGCACGCAAGUUUCAACAGGAGCUCACGUCUGAGCUGGAGAGAUGGAAAGUAGACUGGUUGAGGAAAAGAAAAACCUGCAGACAAAAAUCAGAGCAGCGGCGGAGGCUGGAGCAGCUGGAGGGAGAGAUGAGACUCCUGACGGCGAGCUCCAGUAACAUCACAGACGUCCCAGCAUCCUCUGCUUCGUCAGCUCAUAUCCCAGACACAGCCAGUAGCCACGACCUGGACUCUCACAAACUAUUGCGCCACCUCCAGAGUCGCAUCAGGCAACUGCAGGCUGACGAGAGCCACACACACACCUACACACCCGGCGGCGUGCGUCUGAACCGCGACCGCGGGAACAGCGAGCUGGCUGGAUCCUACCUCGAGACAAUAGCUCCAGCACCGGACAGCUGUGUGACACGACAGAGCUCUGAUUUAAGAACGGCCCGGAAACUUAACCUCUGACGUCCGAUUUUUUAAAUAUUUUCUUCUAAAGUGACGUGCUGAGGACAUUAUAAAGAUCAUCGUCAGUGACCUGACAUCUGACACUUCCAUUUCUGUGUAGAAUUGCUGCAGUAAAUUAAAUACAUACUCAAAGGCUCACACUUUAAACUGCAACGUGUAUCGGCUCUCCUAGCGAUAAGAGUCGACUCUUUUAAUUCCUAGCCAUUUUUACCUAAAGUUAUAGUAAAAUUAGAAAGGACCUACUGUAAUUGCCUGCAAUACAACACGACAGACAAACAAACAAGAAAACCCGUUCAGAUACGUGAGUCAGCUCUCAAAUUUCAUCUGAAAGAGUCCGAUUCAAAGAGUCGACUCGUUACAGAACAUCACUCAAUCGGCUAAGGAUUUGUUCAGCCAUUAUAAUGGAAUUUCCUUCCAGUACAGUGGAAGGUUUGCUUUUGAAAAACCCAGAAGAGAGUAAAUGUAAGCAGCUUGUUAUGGUUGCUGUGGGUCUUAAAUGUUCAUCGAUGUAAGUUAGAGGCUUUUUUUUUUAAUAGCUUCAUGUAAUGUUCUGUAUUCGGUUUAUUAAGUGUUUAAUGGUUUUAAAAAUCAACCAGCUAGACUACGAUCCUAAUGUGAUACGUUUGAUUGAUCUAACAAAUUCAUAUGACAUUCAUUCAUUCAUUCAUCUUCUACCGCUUAUCCGAACUUCUCGGGUCACGGGGAGCCUGUGCCUAUCUCAGGCGUCAUCGGGCAUCGAGGCAGGAUACACCCUGGACGGAGUGCCAACCCAUCGCAGGGCACACACACACACUCAUUCACUCACACACUACGGACAAUUUUUCCAGAGAUGCCAAUGCAUGUCUUUGGAUCGGGGGAGGAAACCGGAGUACCCGGAGAAAACCCCUGAGGCACAGAGAGAACAUGCAAACUCCACACACACAAGGCAGAGGCAGGAAUCGAACCCCCAACCCUGGAGGUGUGAGGCAAAUGUUCUAACCACUAAGCCAGUGUGCCCCCCCCCCUUCGUAUGACGUAUUCGAUACGUUCGAUACGACUUUAUUCGAUACGUUCAGGUUUUUCACUGUAAACCUACCACCAAUGUCACCAGAAAUUGAUUCAUCAGUGUCCUGAGGAAGCACAUGUUAGUCCUCAUCUCACUGGAUAACAGCUAACUGGACGAACAACAAUUCAAUCUUGUAUAAAAUCAUAUUAUUAAAUAAAGCUCUUUUCAUCUA
Messenger RNA from Tachysurus fulvidraco (yellow catfish), 4876 nucleotides. RefSeq names its product golgin subfamily A member 6-like protein 22. Lineage: Eukaryota; Metazoa; Chordata; Actinopteri; Siluriformes; Bagridae. The transcript is spliced from 30 exons. The coding region runs from base 132 to 3659 and encodes 1175 amino acids. The record is from RefSeq and is a predicted model, not a curated record.